This is a messenger RNA of Aphidius gifuensis, 845 nucleotides long. RefSeq lists its product as uncharacterized. The transcript has 6 exons. The coding region runs from base 285 to 845 and encodes 186 amino acids. The record is from RefSeq and is a predicted model, not a curated record. Lineage: Eukaryota; Metazoa; Arthropoda; Insecta; Hymenoptera; Braconidae.
AGUUUGCCGUAGUUUGGAGUAGUUUCAUUCUCAGCGAGUUUAUCUUAACAAUUUUAAUAUUUAUAAUUUAUAAAUAAUAAUAGUGUUUUAAAUUAAAUAUAUUAACAAAACACUAAAAAAUUAACAAAUCGUAAAAUAAUAAUAUUCAAUUAAACACAACUUUCAAGACAUUUUUUUGUAUAAAUUAAAACAAAAAAAAAACUGCAACGCAAUAAAUUUUGCAAAGCUCAACCAACAGGAAAAUUUUUUAGGAAAAAUAUAUUUUCAAUUGGGAAAUUAACAAAAUGGCUGUAGGAUCAUUUCCACCAUGCAUCCCACGUAUAAAUAUGACAAAAUUUUUUUGUUGUGAUUUACGUUCAGGAAGUUUAUUUCUUGGAUAUCUAUCAAUGAUUUCAUCAUUAAUAUCGAUUUUGUUUAUAACUAUUUAUACUCCAAUUCGUUUUAUGGAAGUAAUUGAUCCAUCACCUUCAGACAAAUGGAAACUUUUUUUUAUAAUUAUCAUUUGUGAUGUUAUACUUGGCUUGAUAAUGCUAAUUAAUUAUAUGAUGAUCCAAGGCGUUAAAAAAUAUAAACCAUCAUUGAUGUAUCCAUGGAUUUACACUUAUUUUGUUUUUUUAAUACUUUCAACAGUAAUUAGCAUUUUAGUGAUAAUAAUGAGUAUUUAUUAUAUGAUAAAUUAUCCAAUAAGCAGCGUAAUUUUGCAAAGUUCAUCGUCCAUAGUACAGAUGAUUGUGUCCUCAGCUUUUAAUUUCUACUGUUUUGGAACUGUUGUUUCUUAUUGUCAAAAAAUAAUUCAAGAUAAUUCAUUGACUCAACAUCAAACUCUUCAAAAUGAAAAUUUGUAA